UGUAAAAUAACCGACCAAAUGCAUCGAUUCAGACGCCUAGUACUCAUCAACUCGUAGAAAAGUAGAUUAGCCACUUACUAUUUAUGUGAUUCACAUUUGUUCAACGCUUUCGGAGGAGAUUGUUGGGAGAGGACUGGGGAGGCCAUGGAAGGAAACAAAGGUAAAGUUUGUGUAACAGGUGGUACUGGGUUUAUAGCUUCAUGGAUGAUUAAGAGACUCCUUGAGAAUGGCUACUCUGUCAGUACCACCAUAAGACCUGACCCAGAACAUAAGAGAGAUAUCAGCUUCCUCAAAAAUCUACCUGGAGCGUCUCAAAAGCUCCGAAUCUUUGAAGCGGAUCUCAGUCAUCCAGGCAGUUUUGAUGAAGCCAUUGAAGAAUGUAUUGGAGUUUUUCAUGUUGCUACCCCUGUUGACUUUGAAAACAAAGAGCCUGAAGAAGUCGUGACCAGAAAAGCAAUUGAUGGAGCAUUAGGAAUCUUAAAGGCAUGCUUGAAAUCAAAGACAAUAAAGCGAAUUGUGUACACUUCGAGUGCUUCUGCAGUAGUUCUUAAUGGCAAGGAGGAGGACGUUAUGGAUGAAAGGUAUUGGACUGAUGUAGAUUAUGUUAAAUCUGUAAGAGAAUACGGAAGAUCCUACUUCAUUUCCAAGACAUUAACUGAGAAAGCGGUUCUUGAAUUUGCUGAAGAACAUGGAUUGGAUCUCGUGACAGUAAUUCCUUCUUACGUUGUUGGUCCAUUUAUUUGUCCUAAGUUGCCUGGAUCAGUGUGGACAACACUGGCGUUGAUCUUCGGUGAAACGAGUCAGUAUCCCGCUCUCUUUAAUCCGUGUAUGGUGCAUGUAGAUGAUGUGUCUAGGGCACACAUGUUUCUUCUUGAAACUCCAAAUGUGAAAGGGAGGUAUAAUUGUUCCUCCCAUACAGUAACGAUUCUGGAGAUGGCUUCAUUUCUUUCUGCCAAGUACCCGGAGUUCCCGAUACCAACCAUAGAAUCUCUGAAGGAAAUUAAAGGUCCUAAAUUGCCAAUUUUGUCAUCAAAGAAACUCUUGGAUGCUGGUUUCAAGUUUGAGUAUGGACUGGAUGAAAUGUUCGAUGACGCAAUCCGAUGCUGCAAAGAAAAGGGGUAUCUGUAAUGGAUAUGUGAGCAUAUAUAUAUAUGUAUGUAUAUAAAUCUUGUGAUGUAAUCGUGCGACGUUUAGUGUCUGAGUCCUCACUUUCCAGCACGUGUCAUUAUUGACAUGACUAUGAAAAAACUACAUGGGCUUU
Tripterygium wilfordii is the source of this 1261-nucleotide messenger RNA. RefSeq names its product vestitone reductase-like. Lineage: Eukaryota; Viridiplantae; Streptophyta; Magnoliopsida; Celastrales; Celastraceae. Bases 145 to 1128 code for a protein of 327 amino acids. The transcript is spliced from 4 exons. Gene Ontology annotation, molecular function: oxidoreductase activity, acting on the CH-OH group of donors, NAD or NADP as acceptor. The record is from RefSeq and is a predicted model, not a curated record.